This is a messenger RNA of Agrilus planipennis (emerald ash borer), 2470 nucleotides long. RefSeq names its product ras-related protein Rab-3 (gene Rab3). The coding region runs from base 509 to 1171 and encodes 220 amino acids. The transcript has 6 exons. NCBI's taxonomy places the organism in Eukaryota, Metazoa, Arthropoda, Insecta, Coleoptera, Buprestidae. The record is from RefSeq and is a predicted model, not a curated record. Gene Ontology annotation, molecular function: GTPase activity; GTP binding. Gene Ontology annotation, cellular component: plasma membrane; endosome; synaptic vesicle. Gene Ontology annotation, biological process: regulation of exocytosis; protein localization to plasma membrane; protein secretion.
CUUGAUUCAAAGAAUAAAUUACAAUUUCUACCCCGAAUAAACAUCAUUUAUUUAUACGAAAUAAACAACUCGUCUAGGAAAAAUAAUAUAACAGAAAAAAAGCCAUGUCUAGUUGUAACAACAACUGUUAAGGGGUGAUUUUGGAAAUUGUUUUUGACGUCAGUGUUGGUACGUCCAUCGAAGAGUUUCCAUUCGGGGAAUUUUUAAUUAUUGGACCUCGACGUCUGAUAGUUGAAAGGGAGGAGUCUGUAGCCAGCUGAUCGAUUUCAACGGGAAAGUGGAAAACUGCCCUGAAAGCGUAACUACCAGCCUGCUACCUUGUUCCUAAAUUUGGAUCUUGCUAAUGAUAAUAGUGUUGCCGUGCGCGUCCCUUUUUAUCAAUUGAAAUCGUUCGUUAAGUGCUGUGAAAAUUCGUCUGCCUGCUUGCUAAAGUUAUCCUUUCUUGGACCUGGUUGGAAAAUAGGUACGUAGGACAGACUCUUAGCUCAAGGACAUACGCUCGGAAAAUAUGAUGGCGGGGGCAGAUCCGAAAUGGCAGAAAGAUGCGGCAGAUCAAAAUUUCGAUUACAUGUUCAAACUGCUCAUUAUAGGGAACAGUUCUGUAGGAAAGACCUCAUUCUUAUUUCGAUAUGCUGAUGACAGCUUUACGUCUGCUUUUGUCAGUACUGUUGGUAUAGACUUUAAGGUCAAAACCGUCUUUAGGCACGAUAAACGAGUUAAAUUACAAAUUUGGGACACAGCAGGUCAAGAACGCUAUCGAACGAUCACAACGGCUUAUUAUAGGGGUGCAAUGGGAUUCAUAUUAAUGUAUGAUAUAACCAAUGAAGAAUCUUUCAACAGCGUUCAAGACUGGGUCACACAAAUUAAAACCUAUUCGUGGGACAACGCACAGGUAAUUCUAGUAGGGAAUAAAUGUGAUAUGGAGGACGAAAGAGUAAUUAGUUUCGAACGGGGAAAGCAACUGGCCGAGCAGUUAGGGGUGGAAUUUUUCGAAACUAGUGCUAAGGAAAACAUUAAUGUUAAGGCUGUUUUUGAACGCCUAGUGGAUAUAAUAUGCGACAAAAUGUCCGACAGUUUGGACUCAGAUCCUACUUUGGUAAGUGGGAAUGCAAAGGGUCAACGUUUGACCGACGCACCCCAAGGACCUCAGGCUGCUAAUUGCAAUUGUUAAAGUCAACCGUUUAGAUAUAUACGUACAUACAUAUAUGUAUAAUGCGGCCCUUAGCUAAAUAAUAACUUGGCACUUUCAUAAUUUCACAAUAAUUAGGUAUUUGAAUAAAUAUAAAUAAUGUAUAUCUAUUUAAACCAAAAAUGUUACUUCGUACUUUUGCUACCUACAAACUAUUCAUCGUAAAGCUUCACCGUAAUCGAAAAAAAAAAUUGAUUAUGAACUUUACCCGAAAACGUAAAGAUAGCAACGAAAUUCUGUUAAAAAGGAUUUUUUUGUGGUCGUUUAAGAAACGUUUAUAAAGAUAAUCUAAAACUGUGUCAAUAUUUAGACAUAAUUCUGUCUAUGUAGCUAAAAAUAAAUAACAUCUUUGGUAGCAGAAGAAUAGAAUAAUCAAUAAAUGUGAAAAUUUAUUUUCUCUAUGAAAUACUAUUUUGUUGCCAAUGAAUUACUUAUAAAAAAUAUGUUAAAUAUUUUUGCAAACAAGAAAGAGUGGUCUAUAUAUUUAUUAUCAGACCUUCACUUAUCCGUACACUUAAAACAAAAAGCAUAACAGAAAGCUCCCGUAAUAUUUAUAAUUUAUUAUUAAUUAUCGAUAUAUUCUGACCAAGCUCAAAAAUAAUUAGUUUAUUUUUACACACACAGACACAAUACCAAACGAGGCAUUUAUUAGAUUUCCUACCGUUGUUAUCAUCAAAACUGUGUUUUAGAUAGAUGUAAAAAAAUAAUGUUAAAUUAGAGAACGAGUUUUUGUAGACUAUUGAGUGGUAAUGUUGAAAUUUAAGAAAAAAUGACUCUGACUAAUACAGAUGAUAUUGUAAAGUGUGUACACAGCUACAUCAUAAUAGUAUAUACCUAAAUAUAGACGGCUUAACAUAUAGAAAUGCGUGAAACUUUGUAAAAAAGUAAAUCUAAAUGUGUAUAUAAAUCAGUCAUAUUUCCAAUAAACAUUUCAUCAUCUACAAAAUGAAAAACAAAAUUUGUCUUUAAAAUACAAUUAAACGGUCUAGUAGAUAACCAACCACCUAUUCAUCAUUAGACUGAUUCGUUUUGGUACCUACGAGAUAUUUUAAGGUUCACACCUUGACUUCAUGUUUACCAGUGAACCUUACAUUUUCUUUUUAGAAGAAAAACACGCUUGUUUGGAAAAUAUAUUGUGUAGUUAAAAAUACUUAUCUAAAUAUAUUUCACUAAGUAAAUCCUUAAAUUGUAGUAUUGGAUUUAAAAGGGAACUGAAUUUUCUGAAAAUGUUCUUAUGCUAAUAUGUUUGUUAAAUUAAUAAUAAAUCCAAAACAAUAGCUC